AUGCAUCUUCCUUUCCCAGCCCUCGCCGUCCUAAACAAGGGCGAGCUUGGGGCUAGAGUACCGAUACCGGUAUGGUACCCCUACGGCGGAUGUUUCAAGUUUCAAAACAGGCUUUGCAUGAACUUGCAAUCCCCCGUGUUUCAGGCACCCUAG
Messenger RNA from Plenodomus lingam JN3, 153 nucleotides. NCBI's taxonomy places the organism in Eukaryota, Fungi, Ascomycota, Dothideomycetes, Pleosporales, Leptosphaeriaceae. The record is from RefSeq and is a predicted model, not a curated record.